Aricia agestis (brown argus) is the source of this 5355-nucleotide messenger RNA. RefSeq lists its product as uncharacterized. The coding region runs from base 1 to 5355 and encodes 1784 amino acids. The transcript is spliced from 2 exons. The record is from RefSeq and is a predicted model, not a curated record. Gene Ontology annotation, molecular function: zinc ion binding; nucleic acid binding; catalytic activity. NCBI's taxonomy places the organism in Eukaryota, Metazoa, Arthropoda, Insecta, Lepidoptera, Lycaenidae.
AUGGAAUACAAGCAUGCGGAUAAUUCUCCCAGGGUGGGUACCGGCAACGCCGGAGAAUCCCACACUCCCGCUUCGGCGGGGGAUCGGGCCGUGUAUACUGGGGGCCCCAAACAUGCUUUGAAGGAGGGGAGGAGGAAUGACGACUUUGGCAACGAAUUUACGGACAAUGAUAGGCAAUGCGAUUUGGCAAUGUUGACGGCUAGCGAGGGUGGAUCACGAGCGGCAACGCCCGUAUCCACCGGCAUGGGCUCCGGGUUCUUUAGAAGACCCGGAAGCGGUAGCGACGAGAGCGGCGAUGAGUCCGCCGCUUCUCAUAACCCGGACAUGGACAGCGAGAGGGAGAGGACCCGGGCCACUUUCCGGCGCAAGAGGCGCGGUAGUGAGCUCGAGGACAGUCCUGAAAAGGACAGAGGAGCAGCUCCAAAGCCCUCCUCGAAAAGAGGAAGAGGCAGACCGCCCACCACAGGGCAAUAUGUCGGUCUAGCCAAAACAAAGAAAGAAUACCUAGAGCUCAGGCAGAAGGAGAUACAAAUCGAGACGGAGAAGGAAGUCCUCGAAAUGACAAAGAGGUUACCGGACCUACGGUCCCACCGGCUGUCGGAAACCUCUCUCUCGGAUUGCACGAUGGCGGAGGAUGACGUGGUCACGGUGGCGAAACUGGGUUCGGCUAUAAGUCAGAGCCUGGACACCAUCAAUGCUGUGACCCAAAAAUCGAAAAACCUUAAAGGAACCUCGAUUGCCGCUUUGAAAAAGGCGACCUUAACCAUACGGGAGGCGUGGUCAGCCCUCCUCGUCAGGUCUACAUCGGAUGAGACGAGAGCCCUGGUAGAGGCAAACACACGACUCACCAGAGAGCUCGAUGAAAUGAAGAAGGAGUUAGAAGCCGUCAAGCGCAAGCUCGCUGACGUGCAACCACAGACGGCUCCCGUUACGAAAGAACCGAACAUGGAGGAGAUACUGCAGCGAGCGGUGCGCGAGGCGGUCUCUCUGAUGAACGCCCGCAUGGACGCGAGGCUAGAAGGGCUAGAAGCUCGGCUCCUACCGGAGCCUCGCCUGCGUCCCCCACUGGCCGCGGAUAAGAAGAGGGAAAGUGCUGCCUCUAAAUCUUCCGGCGCUAGGCCUCCACAGGCUGAAAACGAAAUAGAGACUCCGACUCUGCCGGAGCCAUCAGUCUCCACACUGAUGCCUCUGACAAACCCGGGGCCUAAACCAAAAAAGGCGAAGAAGGGGCGAAAGUCCGCUGCCGCCGUUGAAGCUGCCACCUCGAGGCGCGACGCAGCGGCAGCGGCGGCUGGGUCACAGCCAGUCGCCACUCCCUCAUGGACCGAGGUUGUGAGGAGAGGGAAAGGAAAAGGGAAAGCAUCUGGAAAGGAAGAAGAGGGGAAAAGGGUGCUGAAAAAGAAAAAGAAAGUCAGAAAGAAGAAGGACAGACAGCUCCGCGCCCCAAAGUCUGCAGCCGUAGUGCUCACGCUGCAGCCGGACGCGGAGAAAAAAGGCGUCACCUACCAGGACGUCAUAGACAAGGCAAAGCAGCACUUGGAUCUGGCUGCGCUGGACAUACCGGCGGUCAAAUUUAAGCGGGCCGUAACCGGGGCCCGUAUGUACGAGGUUUCGGGAGCGGCCUGCAAGGAGAAGGCUGACGCUCUGGCUGGCAGACUCAAGGAAAUAGUCGGAGAGGAUAUUGUGCGCGUCUCUCGGCCACAGAAAUGUGCCGAAAUGAUAAUGACGGGUCUCGACGACUCGGCAUCGGCGGGAGAAAUCGCGACUGCCAUAGCGAGAGUGAGCGGCUGUCGUGCCGAGGAUGUUAGGGUCGGAGAGAUCCGCGUGGACAGGAGAGGUCGCGGCUCGGCGUGGGUUAAGUGCCCCGUCGAGGCCGCAAAACAAGUGACGGCGCCGACCAGCAAAGUAUAUGUCGGUUGGACUGUGGUGCGGGUAACCCUGUUGUCCACGCGCACCAUGAGGUGCUUCAGGUGCCAUGAAGAGGGACACACCCGGGCGACGUGUUCAUCGGAGACCGAUCGCAGCGAGCUCUGCUUCCGCUGCGGUCAGCCGGGCCACUCGACCAAACAGUGUGGGAACUCCCCUCACUGUGCGCUAUGCGAAUCAAGAGGGAAGCCGGCAGACCACAUUGUAGGCAGUCAACGCUGCAAUAAGUCUACCCCUAAGAAGAAACGAAAAGGCCCUGAAAAGAGCCGAGCACCUCGAGAGGCCGCCACAACAUCUACGGCGGCCCCUAGUGCUGGAGCGGGCAACCUGAAUCACUGCGCCCAGGCGCAGGAUCUCUGGGUUCAGGCUCUAUUGCAGUGGGAGAUCGACGUGGCCGUUAUUGCUGAGCCGUACCGCGUCCUGGUCAGGAGUGAUUGGACUGGAGACGUCGACUCGACGGUCGCCCUAGUCUUUGGCCCCAAAGUCGUCCCUCCUUCGUCGAGGAACACGACAAGGGGCCACGGAUUUGUAGUCGCUAACCUGGGUACCCUCACCGUGGUGGGGGUGUACUUUUCGCCCAACAGGGCUAUCGCCGAUUUCGAGGCGCUCUUGCUCCGCCUGACCGCCGUAGUUGAAGGAUCGAAUCACCCCGUAGUUGUCGCCGGCGACUUCAAUGCCAAGUCGCCGAUGUGGGGUUCGUCGGUGACAAAUGCGAGAGGUAGAGUUAUCGAAGAUUGGCUCACCACCACUGGCUUGGUUCUGGCAAACCGUGGUACGGCUAGUACAUGCGUUAGGCGUCAGGGCGAGUCCAUUGUGGACCUGACUCUGGUCAGUCCAACUAUCGCCCGACGCAUCUCAGAGUGGCAGGUCCUCAGUCGUACAGAGACCCUCUCAGACCACCUCUAUAUUCGCUUCGUCGUCUCAGCUCGCACGACGGAGCCGAGCCGCACGUCUCCAUCUGGUGUCGGUCCGAGGUGGUCUCUGAAGAAGCUGGACCGCGACCUCCUCAAAGAGGCCGCAGCCGUUGCGUCGUGGGCCCCUCUGCCAUCAGAGGACGUUGAUGAAUGCGCGCAGUGGCUAAAUGAGGCGGCACACAACAUCUGUGACGCCUCAAUGCCCCGCGCUGGUCCAGCCAUACCCAGACGCCAGACGUACUGGUGGAACCCGGACCUGAAGCGUCUCCGGGACGAGUGUGUGGCAGCCCGCCGCCGCUAUUUGCGGUACCGAAGACGGCGGAUUAGGAUCGAGUCGGAGGAGGAAUCUAUUUAUGACGGAUACCGCACAGCGCGUCACAACCUGCGCGACGCCAUUAGAAUGGCCAAGAAGACGGCGUGGGAGGAGUUCCUGGGCUCUCUGGAGCAGGACCCGUGGGGCAGACCUUACAAGUGGGUAAGGCAAAAGCUUCGCCCGGCUGCCCCACCACUCACUCAGACCUUGCAGCCGGAACUCUGCAGAACUAUAGUAUCGGCCCUAUUUCCACCUAGGGCCGAGUGGUCCCCACCAUCCAUGGCACCACCAACUGCAGAGGUCGAAGAGGAGGAAAUCCCCCCCGUGACAGCCGGAGAACUGGCAGCGGCGGUUCACAAAAUGGGCCUCAAGAACAGAGCCCCUGGACUGGAUGGAGUCCCCGGCCGUGUCUGGGUGCUAGCGAUGGAGCAAAUGGAAGCGCGUGUGCUCGCCCUACUGAACAUGUGUUUGGUGCAGGGGCGAGUACCACGUCGCUGGAAGACGGGCAAACUCGUGCUACUCAGAAAGGCCGGGCGACUGGAAGACCAGCCGUCAGCCUACCGCCCUAUCGUCCUGAUCGACGAGAUCUGCAAGACGAUGGAAAGGAUCGUCGGGGCGCGUCUCAAACACCACCUAGAGAGCGUCGGCCCGAACUUGAGCGAUGCUCAGUUCGGGUUUCGGGCUUGCCGAUCGACGAUAGACGCGGUGGCACGGCUCAGGUCUAUCACGGAUGAGGAGAUCUCUCGGGGCGGGGUGGUGCUGGUAGUCUCGUUGGACAUCUCCAACGCGUUCAACACCCUGCCCUGGGAAACGAUAAAGGAGGCCCUUCGGUACCACCGAGUGCCGGGAUAUAUUCGCAGACUCGUAGGCGAUUAUCUGUCGGAGCGCUCGGUGCAGUACCCAACCGAAGAAGGAUGGGAGGAGCACGAAGUGGAUUGCGGAGUCCCACAGGGGUCAUCUCUUGGCCCGGACCUGUGGGACUUAGGAUUCGACCAUGUGCUUCGUGGCGCCAACUUACCCGGAGUUGAGCUACUGGCUUACGCGGACGACACCGCGGUGACCUGCCGCGCGAAGACACACCGCGAAGCCGUCAUCCUGGCGACGGCAGCGGUCGCACAAGUUGUGCGCAGGAUACAGGCGUUGGGCUUGACAGUGGCGCUAAAUAAAUCUGAGGCCAUUCUUUUCCAUGGCCCCAGAAAUGCGCCUCCAUCUGGUCUAACAGUCAUCGUUGGAGGAACGACGAUCCAAGUGGCACCGAGUCUGACGUACCUCGGAUUAGUCCUUGAUAGCCGGUGGACCUUCAAAGAACACUUCCGCCGGCUAUCCGAGAAGGUUACAAAAGCUGCAGGAGCUCUGGCCUCGCUGCUCCCGAACCUCGGGGGCCCCAGCCUGAGCUGUCGGCGCCUGUACAUGGGCGUUAUACGCUCAAUGGUGAUGUACGGCGCGCCGAUAUGGGCGGAAAACCUGGCAGCCGAGAACAGGCAGACUCUGGGACGGCUGCAGCGAGUUAUGGCAACGCGAGCAGUGCGCGGGUAUCGCACCAUCUCCCGGGAUGCUGCGUGCCUGCUCGCUGGAAGCGUCCCUUGGGACCUGGAUGCAAGAGCCCUCGCCGACGUCUACUGGCGUGGCGCAGAGAUCCGCGCGGGGGGCAGCAACCCCCCUCCGGACGCCGUACGUCGGUGGAGGGACGAGGCCAAGGACAGGGCCCUAGAUUUGUGGGAGGAGCGGCUCCAAGAGCCGCGAGUAAGUGUGGAUCUGAUACUGGCCAUCCGCCCAGUUUUCAGAGAGUGGCUAGACCGCAAGAACGGCGCGCUCUCGUUUCGGCUUACGCAGGUACUGACCGGGCAUGGUUGCUUCGGUCGGUACCUUUGCGAGAUCGCCGGACGAGAGGACACAACGCGAUGCCACCAUUGCGACGCGGACAGGGACACGGCCGAACACACAGUAACGGCCUGUCCCUCCUGGAUACGACACCGCGCGGCCUUAACGGCCGCCAUUGGACAGGACAUAACGCUGCCAGCUAUUAUAUCCGCUAUGCUGCGCAGCGAAGUUGAUUGGAAAGCGGUAGAGGACUUCGCGGAGGAAGUAAUCGCCGCCAAAGAAGAAGCCGAGCGCGACAGAGAAAGGGAGGCGCUCGACUCCCGAAGACGAAGACGGCCAAGGCGACAACGCGUCAUUCAAAAUGACAACGUGCCGCCAUAG